This is a messenger RNA of Zychaea mexicana, 4086 nucleotides long. Its product is annotated as phosphoribosylformylglycinamidine synthase. Gene Ontology annotation, molecular function: phosphoribosylformylglycinamidine synthase activity. The transcript is spliced from 2 exons. The record is from RefSeq and is a predicted model, not a curated record. Bases 1 to 4086 code for a protein of 1361 amino acids. Lineage: Eukaryota; Fungi; Mucoromycota; Mucoromycetes; Mucorales; Lichtheimiaceae. Gene Ontology annotation, biological process: 'de novo' IMP biosynthetic process.
AUGUUGGUGUUGCCUGGUACCUCCGCGCUCUCUGACUUUAAGAGCAAGAGUAUCCUCAAGGAUAUUCAACGUCACGUUCCGUCCGUCGGCAGCAUUGCUGGUCUGUUUGUCCACUUUGUCCAGCCGCGAUCCGACGAAGCCAAGGUUUUGUUGCAGAACGAGUCUUCAGCAGAAGAGCAGGGCAAGAUUUUGAAAAGUCUUUUGCACUAUGGCAACAACCCCAUUGCCGACGAGGCCGCUGCAGCCAUUGCUCACUUUUUGGCCACCAACUCGCAACCUGCCAAUGCCACCGCUGUCAUUGUCGUUCCUCGCGCAGGCACCAUUUCGCCCUGGUCGUCCAAGGCUACCAACAUUGCCCACCUGUGCAAUCUUCAAAAGGAGGUUGAACGUAUCGAACGCGGCACAGCAUUCCUGGUUACCAAAUCAGACGGUUCGCUUUUGACAGCAGAGGAAUUGGCCACGUUUGCUGAUUUGUUGCACGACCGCAUGACACAGACCAUCAAUACGCAGUUGCCUCAGUCUGAAACUGUGUUCAAGCACGGUACGCCGGCUCCUUUGACUGUCGUGGAACUGUUGGGUCAGGAUGGUAUGGAGAACGCGCAAGUGGCUCGUGAAAGGCUCGUCAAGGCCAACACAGAAUUGGGCUUGGCCUUGGCUACGGAUGAAAUCGAUUACUUAAUCUCGGCCUUUGUUGGCAGUGGCGACGCUUUGCGACGGAACCCUACCGAUGUCGAAUUGUUCAUGUUCGCUCAGGUCAACUCGGAGCAUUGCCGUCACAAGAUUUUUGGUGCUGACUGGACCAUCGACAACGAGCACAAACCCCAUUCAUUGUUCGGCAUGAUCCGCAACACCCACAAAGUCAGUCCCCAGUACACUUUGUCAGCUUAUUCCGAUAAUGCUGCCGUUUUGGAAGGUUUCAAGGCUACGCGUUUUGCCCCUUCGUCUGCAUCCAACAACUCGUACGAGCAUUUCGAGGAAGAUGUGCAUUAUCUUGCCAAGGUUGAAACGCAUAACCAUCCUACUGCAGUUUCUCCUUUCCCUGGUGCAUCGACUGGAUCUGGUGGUGAGAUCCGUGAUGAAGGUGCUGUAGGUCAAGGCUCCAAGCCCAAGGCUGGUCUCGUUGGUUUCACUACCUCCAACCUGCUGAUUCCCGGCAACGUUCAGCCAUGGGAAACUGACUUUGGCAAGCCUGGACACGUUGCCUCCGCAUUCGACAUCAUGAUGGAGGCUCCUCUUGGUGGUGCUGCUUUCAACAACGAAUUCGGCCGACCUGCCCUUACGGGCUAUUUCCGUACAUUUGCCGAAGAAGUUCCUGUCACGGAAAACACAACCGAAGUGCGCGGUUAUCACAAGCCCAUCAUGCUUGCCGGCGGUGUCGGCAGCGUCCGACCUGCCCAUGUCUUGAAGAAGCCCAUUUCGCCCGGUGCGCAUCUGAUUGUGCUCGGUGGCCCUAGCAUGUUGAUUGGUCUUGGUGGUGGUGCUGCUAGUUCCAUGGCAUCCGGCCAAAGCAGUGCCGAUCUCGAUUUCGCCUCUGUUCAACGUGAUAACCCUGAAAUGGAACGUCGUGCUCAACAGGUCAUUGACUUUUGUAAUGCUCUUGGCGAGGAUACCCCCAUCGAAUCCAUCCACGACGUUGGUGCUGGUGGUCUUUCAAACGCUCUUCCUGAAAUUGUGCACGACAGCGACCUUGGUGCUGAAAUCGAGCUUCGCAGCGUGCCUUGCGACGACAGCAGCAUGUCGCCCAUGGAGAUCUGGUGUAACGAAUCUCAGGAACGCUACGUCCUUGCUGUGUCACCUGCCAAAAUUAAGGUUUUCGAAGAGUUGUGUGCUCGUGAACGAUGCCCUUACGGUAUUGUCGGCAAGGCAACCGCCGAAAAGCGUCUCGUUGUCAAGGACUCGUUGCUUAACAACACCCCCAUCGAUCUCCCCAUGCCCGUGCUGUUUGGCAAGCCUCCCAAGAUGUCGCGUGUCACCGAAACCCGCAACCCUGUCCGCGUGCCAUUUGAUUCAAGCUUGAAGUCGUACUUGCCUCAAGCUUCGACCGUCACCGAUGUCUUGACCGAGUCUGCUUCGCGCGUUCUUCAAUUACCUGCUGUUGCAUCCAAAUCGUUCUUGAUCACUAUCGGUGAUCGAUCCAUUACUGCUCUGGUCGCUCGUGAUCAAUUCGUUGGCCCAUGGCAGGUUCCUGUUGCCGACGUGGCUGUCACUACUACUUCGUAUGGUCAGGACAUCAUCACUGGUGAAGCCAUGGCUUUGGGUGAGCGCACCCCCUUGGCGCUUCUGUCGCCUGCUGCAUCUGCUCGUAUGGCUGUUGGUGAGACCCUGACCAACAUGGCUGCUGCCAACAUUCAAGACAUCGGUCGUAUCCGCAUGUCUGCCAACUGGAUGUGUGCUGCCAACCACGACGGUGAAGGUGCUGGUCUCUACGAUGCUGUUCAGGCCGUUGGCCUCGAUCUGUGCCCAAAGCUCGGCAUUGCUAUUCCUGUCGGCAAGGACUCCAUGUCAAUGAAGAUGAAGUGGAACGAAGAAGGCAAAGACAAGGAAGUGACUGCUCCCUUGUCGCUCAUCGUUACAGGCUUUGCUCCUGUCAUCAACAACCACAAGACCUUCACCCCCCAGCUCCGCAACGUCGAGGGCACCGUUUUGGUCUUUUUGGAUCUUGCAAAGGGCAAACAGCGCUUGGGCGGCUCUGCACUUGCACAGGUCUACAAGCAGAUUGGUCACGAAGCUCCCGACGUCGAAGACCCUAUUGUGCUCAAGAACUUUUUCAACGCCAUGCAACAGGUCAAGGAAGGCGAUGUCAAGAACAGCCUCGUGUUGGCAUACCACGACCGAUCAGACGGUGGUUUGUUUGCCACGAUUUCAGAAAUGUGCUUUGCUGGCCAUGUCGGUGCUCAGGUCCAACUCGACGAAAUUGUUCAGAACGGCGAUGUCGUUGCUGCUCUUUACAACGAAGAAUUGGGUGCUGUUGUGCAGGUUGAAGAGUCUCGCUGGAACGAGUUUGAAGCAUUGAUGUCUGGCGCUGGUGUCUCGGCGUACAAGAUCGGUACUGUUACCCCGCACGACGAGCAGGAUACCAUCUCCUUCAACUUUGGCAAGCAAUCCGUGUUUGCUGCCAGCCGUGUUGAGUUGUUCCGCACUUGGAGCAAAACUUCUUAUUUGAUGCAAGCUCACCGUGAUAAUGCUGACUGUGCCAAGGAGGAAUACGAUAAUGUCUUGGAUGCCAGCGACCCUGGUAUCAGCUACCAGCUCACUUUCGACCCAGCUUCGGAUGUCACUGCCGGCUUGACCCGUCGUCCUCGCGUUGCGAUCCUGCGUGACCAAGGUGUUAACGGUCAAAUCGAUAUGGCCUUUGCGUUCCAUUUGGCCGGUUUUGAGGCCGUCGAUGUUCACAUGACCGACAUUUUUUCGAACAAGGUCUCCUUGAAGGACUUUGUUGGUUUGGCCGCUUGUGGUGGUUUCUCAUAUGGUGACGUAUUGGGUGCCGGUGCUGGUUGGGCCAAGUCUAUCCUUUUACAUCCUCACGCUCGUGCCGAGUUCUCGCACUUCUUCAACGAACGAACCGACACUUUUGUCCUUGGUGUGUGCAAUGGCUGUCAGUUUUUGAGCAACUUGACUGAACUGAUUCCUGGCGCUGCAUCAUGGCCUCGUUUCAUGCGCAACAAGAGCGAACAGUUUGAAGCUCGUGUUGCCAUGGUCGAGGUACAAGAGACCAACAAUAUCUUUUUCGAUGGCAUGGCCGGAUCCCGAUUCCCGAUCGCUGUCGCCCACGGUGAAGGUUAUGCUCAGUUCAAGUCUGAUAAUGACUUGGCUCAAUUCAAGCAAGACGGAUUAACUGCAGCUCGCUAUGUGGACAACCAUGGCAAAGCUACAGAACGUUACCCAUACAACCCCAAUGGCUCGCCGGAAGGUAUCACUGCUGUCCAAACUCCUAACGGACGUGUCUUGGCCCUGAUGCCUCAUCCUGAGCGUGUCGUUCUCAAGGAAAGCAAUUCGUGGUAUCCCACCGAAGAGAACUGGGGACAGGUUGGACCUUGGCUCCGGAUAUUCCGCAAUGCCCGCAAGUGGGUUGGCGACAAUUUCUAG